This is a messenger RNA of Mercenaria mercenaria, 10106 nucleotides long. RefSeq lists its product as uncharacterized. The record is from RefSeq and is a predicted model, not a curated record. The coding region runs from base 1194 to 6422 and encodes 1742 amino acids. Gene Ontology annotation, molecular function: zinc ion binding; ATP binding; RNA binding. Gene Ontology annotation, biological process: spliceosomal complex disassembly. Gene Ontology annotation, cellular component: catalytic step 2 spliceosome; intracellular anatomical structure. NCBI's taxonomy places the organism in Eukaryota, Metazoa, Mollusca, Bivalvia, Venerida, Veneridae. The transcript has 3 exons.
CAAUAGUAAAAUAUCUGAAUAUAUAAAUUGAUGAACAUUUAAAAAAGAAGAAUUUGGUUUCUAACGGCUAUGAACCAUGUUUUACCACUUGUAAUUAAUAUUUUAACGCGUUAAGUAUAUGCGCACAGCUGCUGUUUUUCAUCAGAAUAACGUGUAGCCGCUGCAAUCAAAAUCGUAUCAUUUUGAUGACUAUGGUGGCUGAUUUCUGCCAUUUCGUGUUGGCGUGUAAUCGGGGCGAAAACACGACAACACGAAAACUCGACAAAUACCUAAUUUGUCGAGAUUUUGCGUUUUCGCGUCGGCGGGGCGAAAACACGACAGCACGACAAAUAGAGGGCACCAAUAGGACAUAUUCAUACCCGCCAACACGAAAUCUCGACAAAUAAAUGUGUCGUGUCGGCGUCCUCUAAAUGUCGUGUUUUCGUGUAAAAUUGGUCGGGUUUUCGUGUUGCCAGCAUAUGUCAAUAAUGUCAACAAAUGUCUUAGAUCAUUGUGUUAUCUGCAGCUAUUUUUAAUCAUGGGUGAAUAUUUUUUAUUAAAAAAAAACAACAACAACAAAAAAAAAAAGCAAACGGACCAAUACAUUUUAUUUCCCAACAUAAUAAACCUUAUGUUUACUGACGCAUAAGAGUUAUAUCGUAGAAAAAUUUCUAUAAGCGAAAAUGUUAUCAAAAUUGUCAUUUUCUCCCAUAAAUACCCAUAAUGAAAAUUUGUGUGAGGUUUAAAUUGUUCAGAUCAGUCUAACAUUAAAUCAAACACACGACCCUAUCUUUUUUAUUUGCCGAAUUUUAAGAAGAUUCUGAAGUUGGAAAAAAAAGUAUUUAAUCAAAUUGUACAUUGAUCUGCACUAGUAGAACUACAAGGUGAAAACACGAGACACUCCUUUUUGGUAUACAACAACAUCGUUGCUUUAUUCUAAUGUCAAUAACUUAUUAUUUCCCUUGUUUCAGUGUGCGUCUUCUAAGCAGAUAUAUAGUAUAGUUUUAUUCCACGCCCACUUUUAGCUCAAGAGGAAGAACUCAGAUCUACGGAUCGCGGGGCCGUGAGUUCGAUCCCCAGGCGGGGCGUAUAUUCUCCGUGACGAUUUGAUAAAUGGUAUUGUGUCUGACAUCGUUCGUACUCCACCUUUGAUUCAUGUGGGGAAGUUGGCAGUUACUUGCGGAGAACAGGAUGCCAUGAUAUAACAGUAGGAAAUGGAGCAUCAGAAACAAUCUCAAAAGACGCCUUCCUCUGAUACUGGCAAAGCUUCAAAAGACUCACAAAUGCAAAAGAAACAGGGUGAAUCAGUUGGCGGCAAACGUGAAAACAAGGGUCGGACUAGAAAUGUAGAAAAGGAAAAGGAUGUAAAUAAGGUUCGUCCAUUCAAAAUUAACGCCAAAGAAACAUACUUAUACGUUAUUAUACCGGAGCAAUGUUCAGACAAAUCAAAAUUAGAACCGUUUUUGCACUAUCGAAUGGGAAACAAAGAUGCUAGUACCAUGAAAUUUUGCUUAACAGAUUUAAUGCCUGUUCGUUUAAGUAACAAAAGUUGUAGUUUGGUGACACUGCGAUUCGAGAGUUCAAAGAAAGCUGCUGCAGCUACUAAUUUAUUACAUAAAAGUAACCAAAAUUCAUCUAGCAAAAUCCGUUGUUAUAGCAGUAAAUUUGAAGCACUUGGUGAAAAGGAUCCAGUCGACGCUGAACGUGCAUGUGUACUAGAAGAAGCCUUCAAGGAAAUAGUCGAGACAGCGUCGCGGACAGCAUUGAAACAUGAUGAAAAGUUGACAAAAGCAAGAGAUAAUUUGAAAGAAAUUGAGAUGGUGCUUGGCAAAGAAAAAGGACUAUCUCCCGCAGAAUUCGAGAAACUAACAAACGAAAAGUUAGCGGUUGAAGAUAAAUUCCUAGAAUUAGAGAGACAGCGGCGAGAGUUCAACGGCUUUAUCCAGAACAUGAAAACAAAACUAAACGGUAUCAUUCAUUUCGAGAAAUUUGACAAGGAACUGAAAGAGAUCAGAAAAUAUUUUGGAGUUGAGUGCCGUCGACUUGAUGCAGCUUUGCCCAUGUAUGCUAGACGAACGGAUAUAUUGAAUACCAUUAGAGACAGUCAGGUGUCUGUUAUACUUGGAGAAACUGGGUCUGGGAAAUCUACGCAGAUGGCACAGUACCUUUACCAAGCAGGUUUCUUGUCAGGUGGCUUUAUAGCCUGUACACAACCACGAAAGAUUGCCGCUGUUAGUCUAGCAACACGUGUUGCCUCAGAACUUUCUUCUGGCGUUGGUCAAGUGGUUGGCUAUAAGGUUGGAAUGCAAAGUAAAACAACCGCUGUUACGAAGAUUGUAUACAUGACAGAUCAUAUCCUUUUGAACGAGUGUCUAGUCGACACACACCUGUCUAAAUAUUCGUGCGUGAUCAUAGACGAAGCCCACGAGAGAAGCAUUUACACGGACUUACUCUUGGGUAUGCUGAAACAAACUCUUUCAAAAAGACCAGAACUGAAGGUUGUCAUUACAUCCGCAACAAUCGAUCCAGAUUUAUUUGUAACAUACUUUGGAGGAAUGGAAAAAUGUCCAGUACUGAAGGUUUCUGGAAGAACAUUCCCGGUCGACGUGAUCUGGGAUGGUAAUAACUCUGAAACACCUUUUCCAGACGACUAUAUGAACAAAGCGCUAAAUAAAGCCAUUGAAAUACAUAACAGUUCUUCGACAGAAGACGGAGACAUACUUGUAUUUCUUACAUCUCCCGCCGAAACCGAAACUUGCGCUGGAAAAAUGAAAAGAUGUGUCAAGGAAAACAAUGUUUUGUGCCUUCAACUUCACGGUAAAUUGAAACCCGAAGAGCAACAACAAGUCUUUGCACAAACUCCUAGUGGAAAACGAAAAGUUGUGUUUGCCACAAAUAGCGCAGAAACAUCCAUUACUAUUCCAGGAAUCAAAUUUGUCGUCGACGCUGGUGUCGUCAAGGAAAUGCGUUUUGAUGCGAAAAAGAAUAUGAAUUCUCUUGAUGUCGUGCCCGUCAGUCAAAGUUCAUCAAAUCAGAGAAAGGGAAGGGCUGGGCGUACAGAAUCCGGAAAAUGCUUUCGAUUAUACACUGAUGAUGAUUUCUGCACUAUGGAGAAAACUGCAAGCCCGGAAAUAUUAAGAAUUCAAGUUUCACAAGCAAUGUUGAAGCUGAUAUUGCUGGGUGUCGAUCCGAUGAAUUUUGACUACGUCCAAUCCCCAUCACGCGAAGCUAUGGUUUCUGCAAUGGAGGAAUUGGAAGAAAUUGGUGCAGCAGCAGACCGCACUAUAACUGAACUAGGAAGAUGGAUCGCAAAGCUACCAGUAGAGCCAAAGCUUGGAGCGUUCAUAAAGAAAGGCAUAGAUAGAGGAUUUCCUAUAGAGGUUCUAGUUGUUGCUGGGUGCUCUAGUCAGAGUGGAAUCUUUUACCGUGCUGGUACAGCUGAGGAGAAGAAAACCGCUGAUAUGAGGAAAAUGAAGUUCUGCCACAAUGAUGGAGACUUUCUAACAGCGUUAAACGUUUUCCGUGAAUGGGAUAAAAUAAACGAAAAAGCAAAGGGGAGAUGGUGUACUGAGAAUAGCGUCAAUGGGAAAGCUAUGAAAGGUGUACGAGAGAUGAUGAACGAAAUCCUGUCUACAUUAAAGAAAGAAUUUGACUUUAACAUCAAGCAUAAAUUUCAGCCCCCUGAUGACGCAGAUGGUGUCGUCAAACAACUUGUAUUUGAUUGUAUGAUGAAUAACCUUGCAAUUUAUCUUGGUCAUGAAAGCGCUGGAUACCUCAUUGUCAAACGUAUGCAAAGAGUUCAGCUGCAUCCUGGAUCGGCACUAGUGUCUCUAGGAUCUCACCCGGAAUGGGUUGUCUUCAACAGAGUUCUAAAGACUUCGGCAGAUUUUAUGACAGAGGUCACAGCUGUUUCAUUAUCAACAAUAAAAGAAGCAGUAAAAAGUAAGAGGAUAUCAAUAGACAUCAAUGAGCUUGAGAAACAAAAAAUCAGACUGGUCUUAAACAUGCGAUUAGGGAAAACAGUCUUUUGGAAAUUUGUUGGCAAAAAUCAUUCUAACAGGCGAAAGAUUGAAGGAGACAUACAAACAAAAUGUAAUCAAACGCCAGUUGUUAUUGAAGCAAAUAAGUUAUUGGGUGUAGUAUCUCUGUUUUGCUUACCAGAGUAUGCUGAACAAGCUUCAGGUAUACUUCGUUCUAUCCUUGAGAAUAUGGUUCUACAGAUACUUGCCGAAUCCAGAGAAGAAAGCAUUGGGAAUAGGAAUUCAGGAGUUCGUGUUGUAUUACGAGAAGGAGGAUCAGUAGUAGAUUUACUUAUGCCAAAUCAGUUCCGAACGCUGACUAUUAAGGUCAGAGGAUCUAGCAGCAUGGCCGAAAAAAACGUUCGAGAUGUUCUUGAAGGUUUUGGGAGCAUAGCAAAUAUAUGGAAAAGGAAAGGAUAUGGUCCAGUUUGGGGAAGCGUGACGUUUGCUGAAUCGAAUGACGCUGCUGCUGCUCUCAGUAUGAUAAACAAAGACGAGAACAGAAAAAUAGAUUUGAUUCCAGUUACUUUUGAAAACAAGGCAUCUAUCGGUAGAGACUCGCGAAAUCAAAGUUUUACCAUUGUUAUUACAUGGUGUAGGCGAAAAGCAAAAGGACUGUGCUUUGUGACCCUAAAAAGACCUGAGGAUAAAGCUAUGCUUUCUACAGCUUCAGCCAUUAUUAAUGGUUCCACCCUGUCUGUCAGACUUUCAAAAACCCAAUCGGACGCAUCUAAAGCUCAGUCUGAUUUGUUCAUAAAGGGGCUCAGGCCAGAUACAACUGAAGAGCAUGUAAAAGAAGGGUUGGGACAACUUCUCGGAGUAUCACUUGAAGAUAGCAAUACUAGAUUUGGAAACAUCAUAAUUCCUCGUACAGAUAUGCCAUGGAGUCAAGACCAAAACGCACAAACACAAAGAGAAAUUUCAGGCCUUAUACAACGGUUUGCUGGGACAGACUCAUUCAAAGUAAAUGUCAAAGAAUUCAAACAAAAGACAGUCAAAUGCAUUGCAUUUGUUACAUUUUCGGACUGGAAGACAUGCUUUGACACCGGAGAACGUCUACGUGGAAAUUCACAGAUAGAUGGAAGCAUCGUGCAUGCUAGGUUUGAAUGUAAGGCCAAUGUAUUUGUCGCUAAACGUAUUUUUGAAAUUAUCAGAGAAGAUAUGGAGCAACUUAUUGACAAAUAUAAGCAGAAAAAAUCAUCUACUACUGUCACGUCACGCCAGAUGAAAAACGAAAACUACUGUAUCGAGAUAAAAACAUUAACUCCGGAAAAACUAGCCAAAGGCAAAUGCAAAGUUGAAAAGCUCGUAAAUGGAGAUACAUUAGACUGUGAAAAAAUAAGUAAAUUGGAAGCCAUUUUCAACCAUGAUGGCAGAUUGAAGUUAAAGGAAAUAGCGGAUAAGACUGGCACAAUCAUUUUUGUUGACGAAAGACGAAAGAAAGUAAUUGUCCAAGGUUCAUCAGAGGGAAAGACAAACGCUGUCUCCAUGAUAGAAAACCUUAUCGGGGCUAUUGAAAUAUUAGCAGAGAAAGUAGUACGUUUUAAGGGUAAAGACAAUCCUCCUGGAUUAUUGAAAGUUCUGCUAAGGAAGUAUGGGAUGAUGUUCGAAAAGCUGAAAGUAGAAACAGGUGUUUCUAGCAUUCACCUUAAUAUACGAUACCAUGAGGUGACACUUACAGGAAAAGAAGAGGCUAUUGAAAGAGCACUAAUACAAAUAAGCAAAGUGAGGGAAACGAUGAUACAAGAAGGUGAGCAUAAAACAGCCGAUUCUGAUUUUCCAGAUUGCCCAGUAUGCCUUUGCCCAGUUGAAGAAACAGACAUUUCCAGACUCGAAUACUGCGGACAUUCGUAUUGCAAAUUUUGCCUUACAUCACAGAUUCAGAGUGCGAUAACAAACCGAGAAUUUCCGAUUGCAUGCGCAGAAGAAACCUGCAACAAGCCAGUAGCCAUCAGGGAUUUAGAUGCACAGGUUAAAGGUGGGAAUGUUACAUGGGAAGACAUAAGUGGUGCAAGCAUUGCAUGUUUGGUUACAAGAAAUACUGAACACUUUAAGUAUUGUAUUACGCCCGAUUGUGGAAUAGUGUAUCGAGCGACAGAAGAAGUCAACAUGUUUGCAUGUCCAGUGUGUAAUAUUAAAAUCUGUACAAGCUGUCACAACCAGUUUCAUGAAGGAUUGACAUGUAAAGAAAAUGAAAGCGCUGGUACAGAAGAUACUUCAUUGGAAGAAUGGCUUAAAGAAGAACCAAACUUGCGGAAGUUAUGUCCGAAGUGCGGCUAUGCGAUAGAAAAAAUAAGUGGAUGCAAUCGAAUGACAUGUAAAUGUGGAGCUAAUAUUUGUUGGAAGUGUUUAGCUUUUUUUGAGACCAGCGGAAAAUGCUAUGAUCAUCUGAGUAAAAUGCAUGGCGGUUGUUUCGACUACUAACUCUUCCCAAGGUACUGAUGAUACCGUCAUGAUUCAUAUGAAUCCAUUCUACAAAUAGAUAACUGAAUACAAAAAUAAAUACAAAAUGCCUUUUGGACCUCCUCGGUAGCCUAGUGGCAGAGCGUCCGCUACGAAUGCGUGUGGGUUCGAUCCCCGGCCGCGUCAUACCAAAGACGUAAAAAAUGAUUCUAGUAGCUUCCUCGCUUGGCGCUCAGCAUUAUGAGGAUAGUGCUAAGACUGGUCAGCCUUGUGUCAGUAUAAUGUGACUGGGUGGGGUAGCAUGCCACGUGUCUACGGCGUGAUAUUCCAGUGAAGCAGCACUAUAAAGUUGGGCAUUGUGCUCACUGCUACAAGUAGACAAAGCCGUUUAUAUGACUGAAAAAUUGUUGAAAAAGACGUUAAAACCGAACACACACACACACACACACACACACACACACACACACACACACACACUGCCUUUUGAAAAAGAAUGACUUUAGAAGUGUAGGGCAUAUUCUACAAAGGAAUCCGAUGCAGUUGUUUCAGGCUAGUUAGUGUCCGUUGCUUGAAAAUGUUGUACAUGUAUAUGUACACGGUAACCGAAAAUUCAUUAACCUAUUUCCUUGAGCUGUUUUAAGAUACUGUUUUGUUAAGCAGCACAAAUGGACUGGCCACAACAUAAGCAUAUAGAUUGGCCGCAAAAUUUCCUGCGUGAUACCUUUUUGGCAGAUAACAUUACUUAAGGGGGUUUGUUCAGUACAAUUAUUACAAUUUUUUAUUGAUUCUUUCUAAUGUUGACAUGACAAAUGAUAAGUUUAAGUACAUGCCAAUAAUUUUCCUAUUCUUGCCAUGUUACUGUUCAUAAAAUACACUUAAACUAAUAAUAUACUCUCUCAUUCUCUUAUUUUCGAGUUACGAUAAAACUGUCCAAACAAUUCACUGGAACUGAUAUUUAACUAAGUUAUAUUAAGGUACAGCUCAUUGCCAAAAAAAUGUAUAUCAACAGCGCAAUCUAUCUAAGAGAAACAUAAUUGCACUUUAAUUAAAAAAUAAUAGAAAUAUUUUAAACUGAAACAUUUGUAGUAUGUUAUAUUUCAGCUGUGUCACAAGGAAAACAAAAAAUAAAAAAGGGAUUUAAUAUUUUACAGUAAAUACAAAAGAUAUUCCGGUAACCUAUUACAAUUAAAAAAGAAAACAGUUUCACUUUAUACUAUCAUUUAAAUGAUAUAAUGCAAUUUAAUGCUGUGCUGUCAAGCUGUAUAAAACGAUAUGUGUUAUAAAUCUUAUCAUAAAUACCAAUUAACAUUUAUAAUAAAUACACAGCAGUUGACCGCAGAUUGGUCGCACGGCCACAAGAUAGGGAUGUCAUGAUAAAACUCUAAGUUAAAGCGAACUGCCCAUUGGACCGAAACAAUUAGCGUUUUCAGGUUACAGCCCAGUGCUUAAAGUAAUUAUGUUUUUCCAGUUUUUACAUACGUAUAUAGAUGCCAUUUUUAUUAUUAUUAUUUUUUUGCUGUUGUUUAUUUAUUCUCUUUAAAAUUCAUAUAAUUAUGUGAGUAUCUGUCGCAUGAUACACUUUUUUAAAUAAGAUUUUGUGAAAUCGUUAAUGUUUGUAUACAUGUGUUUUGUUGUUGUUGUUUACUGAAGGCCAUACUGAAAUAAGUUUACGUUUCAUUAUCAUGUUAUGUACACUUUGUAUGUUAUCUUCAUUCAAUAAAGAUUUUAUUAUUAUUAUUAUUAUCAUUAUUGUUAUGUAGUUCUAAUAUUUUCCUCUUUGUUAGCAGUUUGAUUACCGGCUUCUCCUUUUACGCUUAUUUACAUUCAUGGAAACAAUAUAACGGCAAUUAUCUGUAGUUCCAAGCCAAUGAUAGUGUCAUUAUUGAAGGACCAGACCACAGAAACAGGCACGCAAUAGCACAGAUUUUGAACGUUGUAUGGAGACUGGACACAUGCAAUCCAAAGUAUGGCAUUGCUUGUACCUGGAAUUUUGUCAAAAAUAGUACAUAAAUUGUGCGGACACGAUACAACAUAACUGAUAUUUCUAUGACGUACGCCCGUAAUUUACCUUCUAGAACCUAGGUUAAUAUCUAAAAAUUACUUCAUAUGUAUUACACAUGGGAAAAAGUAAUUUUCAUCUACAGUUAUUUUGAGUCCUCUGAAAUAUUGAUAGCUGUAACAGACUUAUACAAUGUUAAGUGCUAUUUAAGUCUUCUGAAAUUUUAAAAAGAAUUCAGUCUUGUGAAAUGUAAAUAGUUAUUGCAAUUUUCUAAAAUUUCAGUCUUCAGAAAAUGUUAACAUGUAUAUAUCAUUGCAGUCUUAUUUAAGUCUUAUAUAUUUAUACAUAUCUUUCAAUAUGUAUAUAGGUGUUGGAGUCUGUAAUUAUUUAUAUCUGUUUCUGAAACUUUGAUAUUUCUUUCAGUUUUCUGAACCGUUUGAAAUUAUUUUAGUCUUUUAUAGAGAUACGUUUAAAGAACGUCCAUGUCAAAGACGUUAUAUUGAAUAAUAACCUCUGUUCGUUUGAAGCCUAUGCUAUUUCGUAGUUAUAGUUUUGUUCACAAAAUCACUCUAGAAUUUAAUCAAGGUUGCAUUGUAUGUUAUUUAUUGUACAUAUUUGAUUUGCAUGUACUUGUAUUGUAUAUAUCUUGACUAUAUAUUAUAAAAUUGCGCGCUGCGAUUGAAUUUAACAUAUUAUAUAUAGUUAUCUAAUCCGUUUGUAUUGCAAGGUAAUAGGACAGGUUGGUACUAGCCGAUAUGCCCAUGUUUCUUCCUAAGAUCUAACAGUGAAAAAGCCAACGAACUAUGUAAUUUCUCAAAGAAAUUACGUGAAACAAAUAUUUUAGAGUUACGUGAAAUACAUUUGUGUUUUAAAUUCUGCAGCCCUUUUGAAAUUCUGUUACAUUUAUUGUAUGCUAAAUUGAUCAAUAUGUAUAUGUAACAAAUUAGUGUGUUAAGUUGAUAUUAUGCGAAUUAUGAUUGAAAGUAGAAAGAAGUAGACUUUUGAUAAGCAAUUUCUUAAAAGAAUCAGUACAAUGUAAAUAUUAUCAUGUAUGAAUGCACUCAACGUAACAAAAAAUACAAGACUAUCGUAUGUUGCCGUGGAUAUAUUGUAAAGUUGGACUAUUUGUUGAUUUUAAUUUUUGUUGAAUAGUUUUAUUUAUUAUAAAAACUGCUUUCGUAUGAAAUUCUUCUCAUAAACCAAAUAAGUACAACAAAGUAGGCAUAACACAUUUUAAAAACGAAAUUGUGACAUGCACGGCUCUAUUUGCGACAGCACCUAAAUUAUGAAAUUGCUUGAAUAUUGAUGGAGAUCUCCUAUGAAUUUAUGUAACAGAUUUCGAAAUGUUAAAUAUUUUAUCAUCUGUUAGUUAUUGUGAAAUAAAAGUAAAACAAUAUGAAACAAUUACUUCUAAGAAAGCAACAUUUAUUCAUUUAUUAAGAACACCUUUGCUGUCUGAAAAAGAUGCAGAAUUGCUAUCUACUGCGUCUGCAGCGCAGUACAAGUUUGAUUUUAGUCGGCACAAUAUUUUCUAUAUACUCAUCAAAUACAUACUUCUUUACAAUGAGUUAUUAACUUAUUAGUUGAAAUUACAUUAUGUUUGUACUGCACAAUUCAUCUGGUAACAUUCAAUUUAAAAUAUUAAACUAUACUGAAUGUACAUAUGCAUGUAAAUGAUAUUGAAUAAAACGUGUUGAGUUAUUUAA